AAAAACAGACACCUUUCUCGGCUAAGCUAAACCUCACCUCACUCGCUCCACACCUCAGAGCAGAGGAUAGAUAAACCCAAACCCCUGCGCCUCCAUUCGAACCAAACCCGAGCCGCCGCCCGCGGAAUCCAAACUUUUUUCCCUCCCUUCCCCGCGCGAUCAAGCGAUUGCUUGAUCAAGCCAUCGGAGCAGUAGUGGCCGAUCGGCGUAGCGGCAGCGAUCGAUCCAUAGAUGUCGCCGGCGGAGAUGGUCCAGGUGGAGGCGGCGGCGGAUCCUGAGGAGCGCGCCGCCUCCGGCGACCCCAAGGCCUGCGACGACUGCAACACCACCAAGACGCCGCUCUGGCGCGGCGGACCCAACGGACCAAAGUCGCUGUGCAACGCUUGCGGGAUCCGGUACCGGAAGAGGCGGCGGGUGGCCAUGGGGCUCGACCCGGAGGCCAAGCGGAAGCCCAAGAGGGACGACGCCAUCAAGGCUGCCGUUGCCGCAGCCGAGGCCGCCCAGGCUUCUAGCAAGGAGGAGGAGGAGGAGGAGGAGGACAAGGCCAAGGCCGGCGAGGAGAAGGCCGGCGAGGAGAAGGCGAGCAAGAAGACUAAGGCGAGGACGACGCACACCGUUGAGCUCCACAUGGUGGGCUUUGCCAAGGACGCGGUGCUGAAGCAGCAGCGGCGGCGGCGACAGAUGCGGCGGAGGAAGCCGUCGUGCCUGGGCGAGGAGGAGCGGGCCGCCAUUCUCCUCAUGUCGCUCUCAUCAGGCGUAAUAUACGCCUGAUCCAUCCUUGAUCGAUCGAUCCCUGAUGAAUAUGAAGAGGUGUUGUUGGCAUCAAAUCAAAUAAUCAUCUAUGCUAUGCUAUGCUAUAUGAUGAUGAUGAUGUAGUGGUAGAUGAGCAACCUACCUACCUACCUACCUGUGUUGGUUGCUGCUGCUUACCGUUGGUUCUUUGGUUCCUAGCUAGCUAGUGAGUACCCUGUGCUGUGACUGUUUGUUUGUUCUAAUUAUGUACCGUCUGACUUAAUCUGCAAUGCAAAGUGACAAGGACAAGUCAAGUCAA
Aegilops tauschii subsp. strangulata is the source of this 1051-nucleotide messenger RNA. RefSeq lists its product as uncharacterized. The record is from RefSeq and is a predicted model, not a curated record. NCBI's taxonomy places the organism in Eukaryota, Viridiplantae, Streptophyta, Magnoliopsida, Poales, Poaceae. Gene Ontology annotation, biological process: regulation of DNA-templated transcription. Gene Ontology annotation, molecular function: zinc ion binding; sequence-specific DNA binding.